AUGAAGCUGAAGGCCAGUACCUCCGAUGCAGAGACAUUGGAGAAUGAGCCUCUAGUGCUGACCAAGGAGAUCAACACCUUGGUUCAGAAGAAGCUGCCUCAGAAGCUACCAGACCCCGAAAGCUUCCUGAUUCCCUGUACCAUAGGGACAAUCACCUUUGAGAAGGCACUAUGCGACUUUGGGUCCAGCAUCAAUCUCAUGCCUCUAUCUAUAAUGAAGAGGCUGGGAAUUCUAGAGGUCCAACCUGCUAAGAUCUCGUUGGAGAUGGCAGACAAGUCCUUGAAAAGGGCAUAUGGUAUGGUGGAGGAUGUCCUGGUAAAGGUUGAAGACUUUAUCUUCCUGCAAAUUUCGUGA
This is a messenger RNA of Arachis ipaensis, 354 nucleotides long. RefSeq lists its product as uncharacterized. The record is from RefSeq and is a predicted model, not a curated record. Lineage: Eukaryota; Viridiplantae; Streptophyta; Magnoliopsida; Fabales; Fabaceae.